GCAGCCUAUGGGCCUGGCCCCCCUACAGCCUGCGCGCCCCCGUACGUGUUCCCGACCUACCCUCCCCCCGGCUGGACAGAAGAGCCUGUUGUAGAGGAACCGAUGCCCAACCCACCGCCCGAUCAGCCCGAGUGGAUCAAAGCACUGAUUUCGGCUCCGGCUGCUGAGUCGACUCCACCUGAGACAAAAAACCCCACCGAGGAGCCCACUGUCAUUAUAACACCUGCUGCUGACCCUGCUGAUGCCACCAAACCUAAAGUGAAACCUAAACCUGAGCCUAACAAGAUUGCCAAGGCCCUCGGCCUGCUGGGAAAACGCAUGUUUGAUAAGCCUCCUCCCGGUCGCUCGACAGGCAUCAUCUCAUUCAUCGGGCCGACAUUUGGCUACAUUGAGAGAGAAGAUCUCGAGAAGUUCACCUUCAGCUUCGACGCCUUCUUUGGAAACCCCAAAGCCAUGACUCCCGGGGUCAGAGUUCACUUCACCGCCUGCAAGGAGAAGCAGAACAGUCUGAUAGCGACAGAUGUGAAGGUGGCUCCAGGUGGGACAGAAAACGUGGACACAGACAUCUAUGAAGCUGUGGUCAGUCAGCCCAUCGUGGAACCUCAGCCCGGUGAGCGUCAGUACCCCGGUCAGGUGCAUGUGACCAUUGGACCACUGAGGACCAACCUGACGUACGAGAGGAAGGACAGCACGGUGACACUGCUGAAGAACGACCAGGUGCUUAUCAACCUGCUGACCGACAUCGUCACUGAAAAGAGGAGAGCCACUAACAUCAAGCCCAAAAUCCCUGCAACCUUCAGCCACACCAAGGAGGCGCGAGAGAAGGGUGUCAUCAUCAGCCUGAAUGACAGUGAAGGCGUCAUCAGCUCUGACAAACACGGCGAGCUUCCCUUCGACACCAGAGAGAACUUCAGUGACGUUGAGUUCACUGCCGAGGACGUGAAUGAGGAGGUGGAGUUCACCGUCAUCACGCUAAAAACGGGGAACUGCGCGAUUAGGAUCCAACGGGUCAAAGAGCCCCUCCUCCUGACGCUCUGCACUGCCACGGCCACAGCCGCCACCGAGGAGCUCGAGACAGAAAACACCGAUGGCGACAGCAGCAGCAACGCCUCCAAGCUGUUCAAAGAAAAGACCAACGCCAAGCUGGAGCUGGGGCCCAACAUGAAGCUGGACCCAGAGUUGUACGAGGGCAUCGUGAGCCAGCCAAUCAUUGAACCCACACCCACCUUGCCAGGUUACCCAGGUCAGAUCCAUGCCAACAUCGGCCCCAUCAGGACCAACGUGACCUUUGACCACCGAGACUGUGGCGUGACGCUGCUGAAGAACGAUCACGUGUUGAUCAACCUGCUGGUGGACAUGGUGACCAGGAAGAGGAGAGCAGCCAACAUCAAACCCAAAAUCCCUUUCACAUUCAGCUACACCAAGGAGAAGAGAGAGCUGGGCAUCAUCACGUACCUGGGAGCUGAAGAAGGCAUCAUCAACACAGAUGAGCAUGGCGAGCUUACCUUCGACAAAUGUGAGAACUUCAGUGACACAGAGUUCAACAGCAGCGACAUCCACAAAGAGGCGGAGUUCACCAUGGCCCUGGUGAAGUCAAAGAAGAGAGCGAUUAGGCUUCGGCGGACAAAGAGGAUUGAGGACAAAAUCCUGGAGGAGCAGAAAAAACGGGAGGAGGAGGAGAAAAGGAAGAAAAAGGAGGAGGAGGAGGAGAAGAGGAAACGGGAGGAGGAGGAGAGGAAAAGGAGAGAGGAGAAGGAGGCGGAGAGGAAGAAGAAGGAGGAGGUGGCAGCCGCACUGGCCGUGGCCAAAAACAAGUGGACCCCACUCGGCUUCAUAAUAAGAGAUCCUGACUCGCUGGAUGACAUCAGCAAGGAGCGAUUUGAAGGCACUGUCCUUAAAGCCAUUUCCAAAAAUCCACAAAAAGAGAUCAAGAAGGAGGAGAAUGAAGGACGGGGUGCUGAGGACAAACGAAUGCUUGUUGGACAGAUCAAAAUUAAAGUAGAGAAAAUGGAUGAAGAUGAGAUGAAAGGGGUGGAAGAAAAACCUGAAAGAGAGGGAGGAGGGGAAGGAAAGAUGGCGAUAAAAAAGGAGGAUGAAAAGGAAGUGAAGAUAGCAGCUAGAGGUGGAGACAAACCAGACCCAGCAAUAGGUCGACUUGUGAUGACCAUCGACGGUCAACAGAAACAACUUCCCUUUGGUCCCAACGACCUGCUGACCACUGCCACCAUGCUGGAUGGAGACAAGGUGCGUUUUAACAUUGCCACCCACCGAGAGACCAAAGAGGAGCGAGCCACAUAUGUGGAAAUUCUGCCCGACUCCUUUGAGGAGUCUACUGAACAACGUCGCCACGGCAUUGUGAUUGAGUUUUCCGAGGCCUCGGGGCUCAUCAAGUGCAGCCAGAACCCUCAGCUCUACUUCCACAUGUCAGAGGUGAUAGAGAAGAAGAAACUGGAGCUGAACGAGAAAGUUGAGUUCAGCGUUGUCCCGCAUGAAACUGCAGAGGGGGGACACCAGGCGAUCAGGAUUAAACGUUACACCGAGAGUGUUUUCCUCCCUGCUCGGAAACUUGGCGGCGUAGGGGCAAAUAAAGGAAAGAUGACCAUCAAGCUGACAAGGGCCUCAGAAGACACCGAGAAGGAAAAACCAGAGUCAGAUAAGCUGAAAGCAGUGGUGAAAAAUCUUAGAGCGCAGGACAGCAAAACCAGUAUUGGCAAAAGGGAUUACAGUGCGACUCGACGUAAAUAUGGCCACAGUAGGAGCAGGAGCAGGAGUCGGAGUAGGAGUAAAAGUAGGAGCAGGAGUUCAUCAAGAGACCAGUUUGGACGCAUCAUCAAAAGGAGACGAAGCACCAGCUUUGACCGAGAGCACAAAAGCAGCAAGCACAGGCGAAGUCGAAGCCGUGAGAGGUCACACAGGUGCACCAGAAGCCGAAGCAGUAGUUGCAGUCGAAGCCGAAGCAAGAGCCGCAGCAGGAGCAGGGAAAGGAGCAAGGACAGGGCCAGCAAGAGGAGGAGCAAAAUCAGCAGAGACCGUGAAGAAAGUCAUAGGAGGAGGAGGGACUUGAGCCCUCCUCCCAGACGUGGAGGAGUCAUGGAUGACGAGCUGGCACGGAAGAAGCGGGAGCUGGAGGAGCUGAAUGAGAUGAUUGCCUACAAAAAGUCACUGGUAGACAGAGACCCCAGAGGACUGGACCCUGCACAGAGGACCUGCAUAGAUUAUGACCAUGGCAGAAUUGCUGUCCCACUUGCUGAGUACAAACCAGUUCGGUCCAUCCUGAAGAAACGACCUGAAGGGCCUGAGUACCACCAUCGUCCUCAGCCUUAUGAUGAUCCUUAUUAUAACCGGUCAUACAGUUCUUACCAUGAUCAGCGGUACGGUGACCGCUAUGCUGAUCCAUAUGCCAGCCGCCCCUAUGCUGACCGCCCUUACGGUGACCGACCCUAUGGUGAGCCUUAUGAAAGUCGGCUCUAUGGUGAACCUCCUUAUGGUGGCCCUUCAUCGGCCAUUCGUCGUUACACAGAUCGCUAUGAUGUUUAUGAUGAACCCUAUGAUGAUCGUUACUAUGACCCACUUUAUGAUGAUCCAUAUCACCCUGUAAAACAGAACCAGUCUCCUGAACACCAUGGUCCCUCACCUUCUUUGGAGUCAGCCGAAGUUCCUUCUGCCUCUACCCAGCCCCCCUUGUCACAUACGACUGGUACUUCAUCUUCCAAACCCCCUUUCAGGCCUCCUUCUCCAACAGAACCGCCUCCUAGAAGCCCUUCUCCCAAGCUGAAGAACACAGCACCACGUCAGUCACCUUCAGCUGAGAAACCACCCCUGGACCGUUUCCUUGACAUGCUUAAUAAAAAGGUAGAUGCUGAAAAGAAAUCAGAACCAAUUCAUGUUACUGAAGAUCUUCUGCCUCAUGAGCGGGCACUUCAGGAUGGCAGGGGCUUUUCUCGGAUUGUGGGAUUGGCUCAAGAGCUCCCUAGUAGCAGUCGAGCUCUAGAAGAGAAAGCAAAACAACUAAGCCCAAAACGGUCCUCAUUAGAGAGAACAAGUGAAGAACCAAAGAAUAAGACAGAACCUUAUGACAAGAUUCAAAGUCUACUCCGUACGAUUGGACUGAAGCUAAGUACAGGAGAUGUGUCCAAACUGGCAAAUCGAGCCCAGGAGAAAAUGAAAAGCACAAAGGCCUCAUCCACAGAAAGAGACAUUUUGUCAUCUCCAAGAGAAGAGCUGCGAUUGAGCAGAACCGAAUCUGUUGAUUCAGAUCACAUCCAUUCCCCCUCCCCUGUCAGGUCAUCCAGUUUGGAGCCACUCAGCAGACAUAAAGCUGCCUCAGAGUAUGAAGGGUUCCUGGACCAGGAGGAGCUGGAGGUGCUAAAGAAGGCACAGCAGUUGCAGAAUCUUACCAAGACGAUAGGAAGUACUCCCUCCACCUCUCUUUCACCUAAACCACCUCCUGGGCCUCCACCUGCUCACUACCAACAUCCAUCUCCACCAGCCAACUGGCCACUUGGAGUCAACUCACAGGACCCCACAACCCCCAGCGUGUGCACUUCAGCAGCGGGUCAACCAACACAGAGAUUUGGAUCUCUAGGACCUCCACCUGGUCCUCCUCCUGGACCUCCUCCACGGCGUCCUGUGCAGCCUCCUCCAGGACCUCCUCCUGGACCUCCACCCCGGCGCCCUCUUGGACAACCUCCUUUUGCUCCACCCUCCAGUCAUUCAGUCGUUCCUUUUAUUGACCAGCCAGCUUCAGGCCCUUUAGUCACUGCUGGAGUAACACCACCACCAGCAACAUCAAGUCCUGCAAGUAAUGACCAGUCGGCAAUUUCUACAACUGUGGCUAGGUGCCUCAAGGUCAUAGAGACAGUGAAAUCUCUGAAUGUGCAGCCACCAAGUAAACUAGUCAAAUCAGUCCAGUUCAGUUUACCCACAGAGUCUCCAUUAACCUCCAGUCCUCAGUCCUCAGAAGAGAUGGGUGAUGACAUAAGGAUCAAGCACAAAGAGAAGCUGGAUUUGUAUAACCAGAGGAUUAUGGAAACGAGGGAGCAGCCAUUCCAGGAGAUGCUAGCCCGAAAGAAACGAGGAGAGAAGAACAAGGAUAGCACACUGAUCUCCCCAGGAAAGCCAAUCAGCACCAAGCCCAAGAAUGUUUGGAUUUGUGGACAUUCGCUGGUGUAUUGGGCUGAGUCGCGGGCCAAGUCUCCAGAGCUGCUGCCCCAGCUUCGCCAGCUGAGGGUCACCUGGCCCGACCCGGACGUCCUCAUCAUGCACCUGGGUGGCAACGACCUGAGCACUAAUAGCCCCACUGACCUGCUGGCCUCUGUCAAGAAGGACCUGACCUCUAUGAGGAGCAUCUUCCCACAGUGCGUCCUUGUGUGGUCCAACAUCCUCCCACGGAGGGUGUGGUGCCACUCAGCCGACAGCCACGAAGUCGAUCUGGUCCGAACCACGGUGAAUCGCAGGAUCCAGAACAUCAUCUCAGAGCUGGGGGGCUCCUCACUGAUCCACGACAACAUCCGGUGUGGUGCCAACACGGGCCUGUAUCGGGCCGAUGGCAUCCAUCUGUCCUCCAAAGGCAUCGAUGUUUUUAAUCUAAACCUUCAAGACUUUUUGGAGAAGUGGGAGAUGGAGGUGAACCAAGCCUCCGAGAUAAGCUAAGAGGUGUAUCAGUUACUUUAUGAUGUCUUUUAUUUUUAAAAAUAGCUAGGUUGUCACAGGGACUAUGUCCAGUCAUAAAUCUUUAACCUGUCCAGUGGCAUGUUUGUAGUUUUAGCUUACCACAUUGGAGCUUCAGGCUCAGUUGGUGCGAAAUGUUUGAUUUGAAGCAAUAAAUUCAGUCUGAACUGGG
This is a messenger RNA of Monopterus albus (swamp eel), 5842 nucleotides long. RefSeq lists its product as uncharacterized. Bases 103 to 5652 code for a protein of 1849 amino acids. The record is from RefSeq and is a predicted model, not a curated record. The transcript is spliced from 22 exons. Lineage: Eukaryota; Metazoa; Chordata; Actinopteri; Synbranchiformes; Synbranchidae.